AUGGCAGCCUCACUGCCCCGGACUCAGAUACUGAAUAACAAUGCUGUGUACGAGAAGUAUUUCCACCAGGUGGAAUCUUCUGGCUCAGGGAGAGUAUUGGCCGCAGAUGCUGCACUUUUCCUAAAGAGGUCUGGCCUUCCAGACUUGAUACUCAGCAAGAUUUGGGAUUUGGCAGGUACAGAUCGCAAAGGAUAUCUUAACAAGCAGCAUGACACGGGAAGUCCUUCCUUACUGGAGCCUGUUGUGCCUUUAGACCUUCCUUGGGCUGUGAAGCCAGAAGAAAAGGCCAAGUAUGAUGCAAUCUUCAACAGCUUGAACCCUGUGAAGGGAUUUCUGUCUGGGGAUAAGGUGAAGCCAGUGCUGCUCAACUCCAAACUACCUGUGGAUAUCCUGGGGCGGGUCUGGGAAUUGAGCGAUAUAGACCAUGAUGGACUCUUGGACAGAGAUGAAUUUGCAGUUGCCAUGUUUCUGGUGUACUCUGCCCUGGAGAAAGAGCCGGUGCCUAUGUUAUUGCCACCUGCUCUGGUGCCACCUUCAAAAAGGAAAGCAAGUACUGUUGCAGUUUCCACGCUGUUAAUCCCUCCUCCCCCAAUGCCGCCUUCAAAAGAACCAUGGCAGCCACUUCCACAAGUUGGAAUUCAGCCCACAAAACCACCACCAGCAGCACCACAGUGGGUCGUUUCACACACAGAAAAAAAUAAAUAUGAUGAGAUCUUCCAGACCCUGGAUAAAGACAUGGACGGCCUGGUUUCUGGGAUAGAAGUGCGUGAGAUCUUCCUGAAGAUGGGCCUAUCGUCAGCGUUGCUGGCACAUAUCUGGACUCUCUGUGACACCAACGACUGCGGGAAACUCUCAAAAGAGCAGUUCGCUCUGGCUUUUUAUUUCAUUAACCAGCGGUUGUCAAAGGGUAUCGACCCACCUCAUCUUCUCACCCCUGAAAUGAUCCCUCCAUCUGAGAGGAUAGCAGCAGCCAAUAAGUCUUUGGCUCCCAGUCCAGUUGCUGAUUUUUCUGCAAUUAAAGAACUAGACAGUUUUAACAAUGAAAUAGUAGAUUUACAGAGGGAAAAGACAAGUGUGGAACAAGAACUGAAUGAAAAGGAGGAAGCUGUGAAACGGAGGACAAAUGAGGUUCAGGACCUUCAAGAAGAGGUUCAGAAACAAGAGGUGCAGGAGGUCCUGGAGGGUUUGGACAAGCAAAAACAACAGCUUGAGUGCCAACUCCAAGAGCUGCGCUUGCAGUGUGCCGAGGAGGAGAAGCUGAUUUCUUCUCUGAGAGCUGAGAUAACCAAUCAAGAGUGACAGAUUUACACUUAUAAAGAUGAACAGAAAGAGGCCAAGGAAGAGCUGAGCCGGCUGCAGGAAGAGACAGUGCAGUUGGAGGAAAAUCUGGAAACAGGGAAGAGUCGGCUGGAGCCACUAGAAAAGGAAUUACAUGAAUCUCAACAAGAGAUCCGUUCUGUCCAGGAGAAGUUGAAAGAAUUGAAGGUGUCUGAGAAUCACUUUGGGGGUCAGCUGAACUGGUGCAAUCAUGUGGAACCACCUCUAGUUAAUGGGAAUGCAGAUCACUCCAGUCUCAGUAACAGCAGCAGUGAGAAUGCAAACCUGCACCAAAAUGCCGAGCGUGAGACCCUGGGCCAGCUGGAUUACCAGACCACUAGCUCACCUGUAAGAAGUAGUCCAGAAAUAACACACACAUCAGGCAGUGAUGUAGAAGAAAAAGAAGAAAACCCUCCUGAGAAGGUCAUUUUCCAAGUUGAUCCUUUUGACAUGAAGCUGAACGCCCCAACACCGCCACUCACUGUGGAGUCCGGACUGGACUUCUUCCAGAGCGAUCCCUUUGUUGGCAGUGACCCAUUUAAAGAUGAUCCAUUUGGAAAAAUAGAUCCAUUUGGAGGAGAUCUCUUUAAAGAUUCAGAUCCAUUUGCAUUGGAUGUAUUUUUCAAGCAGCAGCCUUCAGAUCCUUUAACCGCUUCCAAAGCAGAUCCCUUUGCUGCUACAAUGUCAGAAGACUUCCCUUCUGAAGAACCUUUGAAAAGUGAUGAUCCUUUUGCACCAGGGGGAACAGCUGCUCCAGCAGUGAUUGAGACAGGACCAGAGGAUCCUUUCUCUUCCCUGUUUGGUAAUGAGUCAUUUGGAAGUGGGUUUGCCGACUUUAGCACAUUGCCCAAGCCAUUUAGUACCACAGACACUUUUGAUGCUACUUUACCUAGUAAAGAAAAGAACAUGCUUGACAAUGAAUCUUCCCAUGAUGAAGAUGUUCCUCCUGCAUUGCCUCCAAAGACUGGAACCCCCACUUGCCCCUGUCCGCCCCCUCCAGGUAAGAGACCUUCCUUCAAAACAGAAUCUUCUGGUGUUGUCCAUGAAACUGACCCCUUCCAGCCAUUCAAUAUCAGCUUCUCCAAAGAUACAGAAUUUGACGCCUUCACUGAGAACAAAGGUGUUAUGGAAGUUGGGACUCUGAAUAAGGCAAACACUUACCAAACCGAGGAUGAUCUAAUUGAGUGGGCGAAACAAGAGCGUGAGCGGGAAGAGGAAGAGAGGCUCGCAAGACUGAAGCAACAGGAACAGGAAGACUUGGAACUGGCGAUCGCACUCAGCACAUCUGAGAUAUCUGAAGCGUGAGAGGAUCACAGUUGUCGUGUUCUCCCUUAAAACCUAUUUGCAAUAGUUUGCAGAGUGUAACGUUUUAAAGAAGUAUUUAAAAUUCCUCCUAACCCUUUUAUUACCGGAGCAGCCUGUA
This is a messenger RNA of Bombina bombina (fire-bellied toad), 2740 nucleotides long. Its product is annotated as epidermal growth factor receptor substrate 15-like. Gene Ontology annotation, molecular function: cadherin binding; calcium ion binding. Gene Ontology annotation, biological process: endocytosis; endosomal transport. Lineage: Eukaryota; Metazoa; Chordata; Amphibia; Anura; Bombinatoridae. Gene Ontology annotation, cellular component: cytoplasm; clathrin coat of coated pit; plasma membrane. The transcript has a single exon. The record is from RefSeq and is a predicted model, not a curated record.